UCAAACGCUUCAUGUAGCAAGAGAAGCUCGGUAGUUCCAUUCAAUAGGGAAUUUCUUGAAGACUUUUAACUGCAAUUUAGUAAAUAUUCUAAUGCGGUGAGAAAACUAAAAGUGAUCAGUGAAUUAGUUUUAGAUGCGAUCAAAUAAUCGCCGAAAAUGGAUCACUUUCGUUGCAUCAUUAUCACAACCGCAAUUGCCGUCGUACUCGUUCUCAUUCUAACCACGGAGCCAUGCGAUGGCUCCACCGAGGAAUCCUCAACCACCCCCGCCGUAACCGUUCCCAACGAUGACCACAAAGACGACACCAACUGGCAACAUGUUCCUAUGCCACCAAUUAAUCUCACCGGAACGGACCUCCCACGACCCAUCGUUACCCCACUGGAUCCCAGUCUGGUGCAACCGAAGCGAAUGAAGCUAAAAGUGUCCACAAAGCGGCGCAAUCAUCAUCAGAGCAACAAAAAUGGAACCACCGUAGCCGCUACAACAACGACCAGUGGGAAGUCUUCCCGACCCAAACACAAGCGGAAGCCCACCAUGCAAAGUGCGCUGCAGACGGCCGCGCGGAAAGGACUGGAAGCGAUGGUUGAACUGUUCGAUAAGCGUGAACCGGAAAUGAUUAGAAAAGGAGCUGUGCUGGAUCCGGAUGAUCCAGGGGCGCUGCUGUCGAAAUUCAGUUCAUCGGACGAUUUGCCGGAAAAUUUUACCAGGUCUGCCUAUGCUGCACUAGUUGCGGCCAAACAGCUGAAAGACAGCACCGACGUCGAGUAUGUGGCCCUUGGACGGCAGGUGCCGCCGAAGAUCUCGCUCAAGCGGACCCCGCUGGAGGGGAUGUGCCCCUCGAGGGAACCACCGCCGUGCGUUCCGGCAAGCCGGCGCUAUCGGACGCACGAUGGGACGUGCAACAACCGGCGCAGGCCUCGCUGGGGCUCGGCGCAGAUGCCGUUCCAUCGGUUUCUGGCACCGGAGUACGCGGACGGAGUGGAGGCGAUCAGGCGAACCAUUGCCAACGCACCUCUCCCAUCGGCACGCUUCGUCAGCCUGGUAGUGCACGGAGCCCGCCAGGAGGAAGCCCCCGUCACAAUGAUGCUGGCCCUGUGGGGUCAGCUACUUGAUCAUGACCUAACGGCAACCGCCCAACCCCGCAGUCUCAACGGUUCAACCCCACGGUGCUGCGGGCGCAAUGACGAAGGUCUCCAUCCGUCCUGUCUGCCCAUCAAGGUGCCACUGGACGAUCCGUGGCUGUCGCCGCUGGGCGUUCGCUGUCUGGAGUUCCUCCGAUCUGCACCGGCCCAGCGACGUGACUGUCUGCUAUCCUGGCGCGAGCAAACCAACCAGGUCACGUCGUACAUCGACGCCUCGCCAAUCUAUUCGAGCAAUCCGCGAACCUCGGACAACGCACGGAUCUUCCGCAAUGGCAUGCUUCUGUUUGGAAGGGGACCGCCCAGUGAAGACGUAUGCUUUCGGGCGGCGCUCGCCAACCAGUGCAUCCGUCCUGGAGAUGCUCGAAGCGGCGAACAACCUGGACUGCUUAUGCUCCACAUGGUCUGGGUCAACGAGCACAACCAAAUCACCACUCAGCUCUCGGACAUCAAUCCGCACUGGAGCGAUGAAAAGCUGUACCAGGAAACCCGUCGAAUCGUUGGAGCCAUGUUCCAACACAUCACCUACCGUGAGUUCCUUCCAAUCGUUCUAGGCAAAGAGGUGUGCCAUUUGUUCGACCUCGACCUGGAAACGAGUGGAUUCUACACGGGAUACGAUUCGAACGUGAAUCCCACGGUGGCGAACGAAUUCUCGUCAGCAGCGUUCCGAUUCGGACACUCGUUAAUCCAGGGGUCAUACAUGCGAGCCGACAGACAUCACCGGUUCAUACCGAACAACGUGACGCUGCACGAGGAAAGCGCCGAAGGAGAUCUUGGUGGCCCAGGGUCCUUGCAUCGGUUAGUGCGAGGGAUGGUCAACCAACGUGCACUGAAGCGUGAUGAGUUCAUCACCGCGGAGUUAACGAAUCAUCUAUUUCAGACUAGAAGUUUCCCAUUCGGAUUGGACUUGGCAGCGAUCAAUAUACAGAGGGGUCGCGAUCAUGGAAUACAGCCUUACGUCAACUGGCGAAUACCUUGCGGGUUGACUCCCAUCAAGGAUUGGUCGGACUUGGAUCGCGUUAUGGGCCCAGCAUCGGCCUUGCGACUUCGUAAAGCUUAUCGCUCAGUUGAUGAUAUUGAUCUGUUUGUCGGUGGUCUUGCCGAACGUCCGGUCGUGGGAGGUAUCGUAGGACCUACCUUUUCCUGUAUCAUUGCCCAACAGUUUGGCAAUCUUCGUAAAGGGGAUCGGUUCUGGUACGAGAACCCUGGGUUCGAGUCCUCGUUCACACCAGCGCAGUUGGAAUCCAUCCGCCAAGUUGCCUUCUCGCAAGUACUUUGUCGGGCACUUGGAGGUGGAACGCUACAACCUCACGUAUUUUUGCCAGCUGACGUCGUACAGAACGAACGAUUACCUUGCGACUCGAAACUGAUGUCACCCAUUGACCUAGAACCGUGGACCGAACGAGACCCUUUCUCGAGACCCAACGACGAGCCAAACGCCGAACAAAGUGACAACGACUUGAUUGCAGCACAAACAUUUUUCUCAACUAGUACGACCCGGAAACCCAUGAAGAACGCUAACAUCAUAAACAAAGUCGACUUUAUUCCAAACGGCAGUACAGGACACCAGAUACCUUCGAACGGACAGAUCGUACUGAACUCUCCUAGACCAUCGACAACAGUAGUAAACAAUAAGCUUGACUUUAACCUAAACACUGCUCGACCGACCUCUCCAAAGCCAAAUCCCCCUAAACCUGCUCCACAGAAAGAUCCCUUUCCUACGCAAUCUACUGUGAUAGACAACAAACUGGAUUUGACAGGAACGACCGCUGUACCGAAAAGAAAACCAACGAGAAAAACUACGCCAAGACUACGGCCAACGCCUGCGACAAACCUAAUCAUCAACAAUGUAGACUUCAGUUUGAAACGUGACGCUAUCGACAACGGAACCGACGAUGAAGAUGUUGAACAUUCUUUGACAAAACGUGACUUGCAUCUAUCGAAACUGUUUACAAAAGAAGACAAUGCUACGCUACUUCCUAAAAACAACAACAACGCACUUCGAAGCGGCUACUACGGGGCACCUGCUCCGGCACCACCCUCUGACUACGACGACGUUAACAACUACGACUACAAUACUGACGCUGACCCACCCGUAUUCGUUAAACCCGGAUACGGCUACGACUCAAGUUACGGACCAGCGACUGACCCACCCCCAAACCCAUACUACGGAGGUUACUACACGACUGAAGAACCUGAACCACCACCACAACCACCAUACUGUGUUUACAAUUGCUACAAUCCACCAGUGACGACGUACAACCCUUAUGGACUCGACACUCGACGACCCACUAACAGACGAACAACCCCCAAAAGAAUACUUUCCAACAAGAUCAUCAGCGCUGACUUUGACAAUGAUCAAGUACGCAAUAGACAAACGACUAGACGACCAAUUCAACAACAAACUCAGACCGUUUUUCAAAGACCUGGACUAGUAGUAAUAAACAAUGUAAGACCAAACGACAAGCCUAUCUUUCUAUCGCCUUCACCUUCUACAUCUGUGCCUUCUUCAUCUGGUCUAAACUCUAAUGUUUUCCUUCAAAAGCCUAUAAAUCCUUCUUCUUCAUCUGCCUCUCAGUCUGUCUUUUCUGUCGACCCUAGACCUCAGUUCUCUUCUUCAAGGCCUAUCCACCAACAAUCAUCUGUCCCUUCGCCUAUCUUCUCUCAGAAAAAGACUAGUCAUCGGAAACCACAGAAACAACUUCUAUCGAUGGCUCGCAAAGACCUCUUACCUUCUCGUAUCGUUUCCUCUAUGCUUAUCCGAGACUACGACUACGACGUACCCGACGCCAAUCGACAAGAUACGCUGAACAUUCACGAACACGACGGCUACCUGCGACCCGAACAGAACAAAUACGAACCCUUGAAGAAGACCUACGGCGACGGAACGUACCGAAAUUACAGUCACUAUAAUGCUCAAGAACCGCACGCCUACAACUACACGAUACGACCAUCGACUGACGUGACACUAUGGCCACGAACAAAUCUCAUACUCGUACGAUACGCCGAACGUUAUCAAACGCCAAUGGAAGAGACUGACGAUGAAUUGGACCAAUACGUUGGACCCUACAUAGACCAUGACAAAGAAACGCACGGUGAUACGGAAGUGACCGACAAACUUGACCUUACCGUUACGAAGACGAAGACAAACGACUACCACACUACAAAACUGACUUCUGAUUCUGAAUAUACUAAUGAGACUACUGACCUAUUUAAACAAAACGCGCUAACGAACAAUGACCACGAUGUUGACCAAACUGGAGAGAAACGGACAGUACAGUACAUAGACUUAGACAAAACUACUCAUAACCAUGAUGUACACGACAUUGGACCCAUGAUGGACCACGAGGACAUUACCAAUACAAAAGCGAAGCUAAUCAAGACGACUUUUUCAACUGAAGACGAUACUAUCGUAGACAUCACCAAUGAAAGCAGUACGAAAGAAGACGAUCAUAGCUCUCUUGCAAAAGACAAUCUUGAACUUGACAAUACUGAACAGGACCAGCUACCUGACAUCUAUCAGACUGUAUCUCAAAAGGACAAAAUAUACAACACUAGGACAAAAGACAUUACUCUACAUCGAACUGACAAUGUGACAGACAAAGUAGACUUUAUGUAUUCGGAAACAGAAUUGACUGAUGCGAGCGAUCUGAACGUGAUAAAUCUAAAAGACAACAAUCAGACUAUUGACAACAAAGAUAAACUGUACAAUUACAAAGAACUCAACAAAACGGAACCUUUACUUAACUUUUACAAAUCUUUUGAAACUGAAGAUACGACCGACAACGACGGUACAGAUAAUACAAAUAUUGAACAACACACGUACAAAAACGAACAGAAACUACAGAACGAGUACCAACCAAAACAAGAACAAACUUACGAUCGACUGACUUCCACGUUUACUGAUAACAAACUUGCUACUAUUGACACCACGAACGCAUAUACUCAUACGGACUUCGAAACGAUAAAAACAAACCAAAAACGUAUUACGACGAAGCACUUCGAAGACUUACCUGACAGUGACCUAGACAAAACGACGACCCUCAAGACUGACUCUACAGACCACAAUGAACCCAACGACCUUCUGGACCAUUUAACGAACAAACCGAACUUCGCCAAGACAACCAAAGGACACACCUACUAUGACGAAUACGACGACGACCCCAACACCACCGACCCCAACUCGCUUGACCAACUAGCCAACCUACUUGACUUCCAAGACGUUCACCCCCGAACACCGGACCGAACGGACCCCAUAGAAUCGAUACUGCCUUCGGACGAAACCGAGACACCGACGCCAGUCUUAACAAAACCACCAGACCAGACAACCCAGCGAACGCAACGACCCCACCACCGAAGACGUAGACCGACCUCGAAACGCCCGACGACGACGACGACGACUAUCGACGGACAUGGUGGACACAACGACCGACGACAACCGGGAAUAGCGCUGGUUCCCUUCGUCCUACUAACUAGUAUCGAACGACCGGACAACUGGGUGAUGUUCAACGUGGCCAAGUCGAAGAAGCGUAAUCCACUGCCGGAUGUGCCGCAGCUAAAGAGCGAUGCGUUCUCGCUGAGCGAGCUUCCAAAGCCGAUUAGUGCGGAAGAUUGAUUUUUCUUUUGUAAACAGACCUUGACCGUGACGCUUACUGCGGAACACGACAUACGAUUGCGACUGAAUUUGAAAAUUGACUGAACUGACUGGACUAUAAGACGAUUUCUUUCUUUCUGUCCUAUAUAUUUCUAAUUGACCGAGAUUAAACCAUGACUAGCAUACACUUUUCGAAAAAGGUAGCUGAAUCAUUGACAUUCUGUUGUGUCGGUUCGAGUGCAUGAAUUUGUUAUUAUUUAUUACAUUAUUUAUUUAUUGAUAUUUAUUAAAACAAUUUAUUACAAAUGAAA
This is a messenger RNA of Armigeres subalbatus, 6044 nucleotides long. RefSeq lists its product as uncharacterized. The transcript is spliced from 7 exons. Gene Ontology annotation, molecular function: heme binding; peroxidase activity. Bases 157 to 5754 code for a protein of 1865 amino acids. Gene Ontology annotation, biological process: response to oxidative stress. The record is from RefSeq and is a predicted model, not a curated record. NCBI's taxonomy places the organism in Eukaryota, Metazoa, Arthropoda, Insecta, Diptera, Culicidae.